Sinocyclocheilus anshuiensis is the source of this 3126-nucleotide messenger RNA. Its product is annotated as beta-1,3-galactosyltransferase 2-like. Gene Ontology annotation, biological process: protein O-linked glycosylation. Bases 346 to 1659 code for a protein of 437 amino acids. Gene Ontology annotation, cellular component: Golgi membrane. Gene Ontology annotation, molecular function: N-acetyl-beta-D-glucosaminide beta-(1,3)-galactosyltransferase activity. Lineage: Eukaryota; Metazoa; Chordata; Actinopteri; Cypriniformes; Cyprinidae. The record is from RefSeq and is a predicted model, not a curated record. The transcript is spliced from 2 exons.
UUUUUUGGUAGUGCUGGAGGGAAUGAUGGCGCGUGGUGUGAGUCGACAGACGGCGCGCGCAUCUUUCCACUCUGUUACAGAGUGAGAUCGCAAGACAUCAAUCUGAGGAAGCAGUCGUCCUUCAGAAGGGAACUGCCCCAAAGCAUGACCGUCUGUCACUGGGGAGGGUCAGAGAAACGCAUUCCUGCAACUCUCAUGAACAGUUUGUCAUCCCCCUCGUAGGUCCACCUGCGGCCCUGAACACACCCAUCUGCCAGCUCAGAUAACCCUCAGGCUGUUUGCAACACAUGUUUGAUGUGAUUGGUUGUGACCGCCACGCUUUGCUAAGCAGCCCCACUCUACAUCAUGCAGUGGCGUCGGCGACACUGCUGCCCCAUCAAGAUGACCUGGAAUGUCAAGCGGUCACUCUUCCGCACACAUGUAGCAGGCCUUCUCUCGCUGGCCUCACUCUUUGCCCUCUUUCUCAUCUACUGUCACCAGGAUUUGCUGCAGGGCCGGAGUUGGUUGCGAGACAACCCCUUGGUUUACACCAUGCGGGGUUUGCGCCCCCACAAGGAGCGUGCGAAGGGAAACCAAAGCUCACUGCGAAGCCUCUGGAAAGACAAUGGUUAUGUGCUCCCCAAACCGUCUGUUAACUUCAAUUUUAGUUCUCACCAGGCUGAGGUCACUGCCCAGGGGAUUGUGGGAUUGGAGAUCUCACCGAGUGGCAACAACUCGAGCACUAACAGCAACACCAAGAGCUUACACAGGGAAAUGGGAGUGGGAGGGCGUCUGGCAGCCCAGCCUUAUCACUGGCUGCUUAAUGAGCCCUACAAGUGCAACGAAAGCAGUCCCUUCCUGGUUUUGCUAAUUGCUGCGGAGCCAAGGCAGUUGGAGGCAAGGAACGCCAUCAGACAGACCUGGGGCAACGAGAGCGUGGUCAUGGGUUAUGGGUUCGUGCGGCUCUUUCUGUUGGGAAGGAUACCUAAUGCGUAUCCUCAGAGCUCCAUUGAGGAGGAGAGCUUGCAGUACCAUGACAUCAUCCAACUGGACUUCUUGGACACCUAUUACAACCUUACCAUCAAGACGCUUAUGGGCAUGAGCUGGGUUGCUCGCUAUUGCCCGCACGCCCGCUAUGUCAUGAAGACGGACAGUGACAUGUUUGUCAACACAGAAUAUCUCGUCCAAAAGCUGCUGAAGCCAAACAUGGCACCUCGACAGAAUUACUUCACUGGCUACCUAAUGAGAGGCUACGCUCCCAACCGCAACAAGGACAGUAAGUGGUACAUGCCACCAGAGCUGUAUUCCAGUGAGAGAUACCCUAUCUUUUGUUCCGGGACGGGCUAUGUGUUCUCGGGGGACAUGGCGGCGAAAAUCUACAAUGCCUCGUUGAGCAUCCGUCGCCUUCACCUCGAGGAUGUAUAUGUGGGAAUCUGCCUGGCGAAACUGCGGAUCGACCCAGUGCCACCACCAAAUGAGUUUCUCUUCAACCACUGGAGAGUGUCGUACUCCAGCUGCAAAUACAGUCACUUGAUCACCUCUCACCAGUUCCAGCCCAACGAACUCAUUAAAUACUGGGGUCACUUGCAAAGCAACAAGCACAAUCCUUGCCUUAACAUGGCGAAAGAUAAGAGCGGGCGGCCGCGCCAUAGGAAAUUGCAGUGGGAAGGUCUUCGGUGAUUAGCCAUGGCUCAGGGUACAGUAGUGUUAUCACAGCAUGUGCAAAAUUCAGCGGUUUAUGAGGUAGGGAACAGCACAGUGUUUUUUGGUAUUGUCGAUUAAAACUAUUUUUUUAAUUUCAGAGAGAUGUUAUGUAUUGUAAACCUGUCUUUUUAAAGGGAAGUGAGAGACAUCUACGUGUGCAAUAUCUAGCAUGCACAACAAAAACCAUCCAAUGGCAAUACCCCGCCAUUUUCAGGUGCCAAUUAACCAGGACAUAUUAAGAGGUUGCUGAACAUCCUCUUCAAGCUAACGUUCGAGUGAUAUUACUAAGGGCCAAUUUUAUUGAGAUCCUCAUUGUUUCUGUAUACAAAAGAAGAAAAAAAUCGGGAAUAUCAUAUGGUGGUGUAUCUGUACUGUGACACAUUUGAUUCUCAAUGAUGUCCACCUCUGACAUUAAGAUGAUGUUGAUUUUUCUAUCUACCUAAAACCUGCAAAUGGUUUACUAUAACCAAACCAAAUUAAAAACAGUAUGUGUAAAAGAUAAUAUAUGGAAUUUAAUUGCAUCAUAGAUGUCAGAUUAAAAUAAUAUUUUUCAAACCUUUACAUUGACUAAAUAUACAGGUCUGCCCUUGAUUAGGGCAAGUUAAAACUAUUUAUUAAAUGUAUUUCUUAAGCAUAUUGUCUCGGAGGUGUGGUCUCUUCCAGUGUUAUUCAAAUAAUAUGACACUAUCCAAAUAAUAUGUUACUCAGCCAGAACUGAAACCCAAUUCUAAAAUGCAGUUAUAUAGAUCAGGCACAUUGCACUAAACAAAUACAAUAAAAUUGUCAUAACUCACAAAUAGCCAAUGAAAAGUUGAAAACAUUUUUGGUUACCUCAGUGACCACCACGAAACUGUCAUCAGCAUAAAUCUGACAAAAGACUAUAAAUCUGAUAAAAUAAACAUUAUUGAUAAUAAUUCACUUCUAAUUGACAUUUACAGACAGUUGCACACUUCAGUUGCAAAACUAAAAAUGUCUUAGUUGUCAAAAUUAGCAUAAUUCAUGCAAAUUUCAAAACAUUAUGGAGAAAUAUCAACAUUCAAAUCACCAUUAUGUACUCAUUAAAUUCAAAUGAGACUUGAAAAAUCCCAGAAUCAGUCCCCAGAUGGAACUGAAGACUAAUGCGUUGAUGAUAAAGUAGAUAAUGUUGCUGUGGGUCAAAAUAUAUAAUUAGUAGGGGGGCUUCACAACACAUUAGCAGAGAGUAAUCCAAUUAAAUUGACGCUGGCAACAUUUGAAGGGUUUAUUUAUCAUUUUCAUUACUCAUUUGUCAGUCUAAUUUUAAUUAACCACAUAUUCGAGUGACUACGAUAAGUGCUAGAUGCAGAAUUUGCACAUCAAUUACAGGUGACUCAGAAGACAUUUCAGUGUACCCUUCUUACAAAUCAUAAGCACUUGAGUUUCACAAUAUAACAGUUAUUGUGGCACAAACCAGCUGCUUCAUUU